AGCUGUUGUUCGAACUUGACUGACUCAGUUCAUUCAUAAACAUUCUCAUUUUCUUAUCUUUUGGUGUUUAUCCCGAUAUUUCUACAGAAUUUAGAGAGAAAAUAAAGUAGUUUUCACUUAAAAUAAUGCAUGAGGCUUACACAGUGUCGCAGGCAGCAAAAAUAGGAGUCCAAAUUGAAUGCAUCACAGGAUACAAUAAUUAUGUGAUUUUGGGCACAAAACUCGGGCACUUGCUCAUGUACUUGAUUCAACAAAAUGAGAGUGAAACAGAGAUAAAGAUGGACCUGCAAUUGCUGCAGUAUGAUAAGAACUUCAGCAAGAAACCCAUUGUGCAGAUUGAAGUUAUUCCGGAAUAUCAGCUACUCGUGAGCCUCACGGAUAAUCAGAUAAAUGUAAAUGACAUCAGCAGAACAAAUUUCCCCCUUGUCUUUAGUGUGGUCAAGAGUAAGGGGGCGUCAGUUUUCUGUCUCAACUACAAGAGAAUUAAAUGCCUCACCGGGGAAACCACACUAAUCGUCCGGAUGUGCGUAGCGGUGAAGAGGAGACUCAAAUUCUGGUGCUGGAGACACAAUGACAAUCAAUUCAUUGAUUAUGCACCAGACAUUGAGCUCAAUGAUAUUCCAAAGUCUCUCUGCUGGUCUCUGGAUACAAUUUGUGUUGGAUUUAAAACUGAGUACGUUCUGUAUACGCUGACAGACAAGGAUCCCGAUAAAAGAGAUUUAUUCCCCACAAGCUCAUCCCGUACUGUUGAUCCGUGCAUAACAAUAAUUGAUAAUGAUCGUUUUGUUCUUGCCAAAGAUGAAUUUAUCAUUCCUGUGGAUCCAGUUGACUUGGCCGCUCAGGAGGCCGAUAAGACAAAGGGUUCUGUAAAACCGGAGGAUUUCACUGGUGAUCAAGAAGCGUCUAAAGUGAUAAAGUCUAUUGCAUGGACUAGCCCAGUACAGGCACUAGUGUGGGAUGAACCCUUCAUUGUAGCACUACUAAAUGACACCGUUGAGAUUAGGACACUUGAUUCGGGAUCCAGCAAAGAAACCCUUGUUCAGUCCAUUCCAGAAUUACUGAGAGCUCGAUUGCUCAUCCGCACUCAGAGGGGAUUGAUCUUUGUUGCAUCUCUUGGACAAUUGUGGCGCAUCCAGAUGACUGAUAUCCCCAAGCAGAGACAUAAUUUAUUGCAGCAGAAAAACUUCCAACUAGCGCUCCAACUGACGAAUAUUUCUCAAGAGAGCGAGGAGGACAAGAAGGAGAAGAUUCAUCAGAUACAGACACUCUAUGCGUUCGAUUUGUUUGCCAACAAACGCUUUCGCGAGUCAAUGAAAGAGUUUGCUAAACUCGAGACAGACCCAUGUGAUGUUAUUCGCCUCUUUCCGGAUUUACUCCCACAGGAGAAAGAUAAAUCACCUUCAGUAGUUGUGGGUGGGGCAGUACUACCAAAGUUAGACGAUCGUGAUCUCGAGAAUGGACUUUUAGCGCUGAUUGAUUACCUUACGGAGGUACGAUUUAAAAUAAGGAAGGAGCUCCAGAGUGGACCUGCUGAUUCAGCGAAACCUUUUGGGAAACUCUCCCCUCUGCUCUCAAUCAUUGACACCACCAUGCUCAAGUGUUACUUGCAGACAAAUGAUUCAUUUGUGGCACCACUAUUGCGACGCAACUAUUGCCAUUUGGAAGAAUCCGAGCGGAUACUGAAGAAGUAUCAAAAAUUCGGGGAACUCAUUAUUCUCUAUCAGACAAAGGGUCAGCACAAGAAAGCAUUACAACUCCUGCAUUCGCAAGCUGAAGAAUCAGGAUCGAAUCUCUACGGACACGAGCGCACCAUUCAGUAUCUCCAACACUUGGGCAGUGAGCAUAAGGGGUUGAUUUUUGAAUUUGCCGGAUGGGUGUUGGAAAAAUACCCUGAAGAUGGGCUAAAGAUCUUUACUGAAGACAUUCAAGAAGUGGAAAAUCUUCCAAGAGCCGAAGUACUCGAUUAUCUGCUGAAGAAUCAUAAACAACUUGUUGUCCCCUACUUGGAGCACGUGAUUCACGUGUGGAAUGAAUCCAAACCGAUCUUUCACAAUAUUCUCAUUCAACAGUAUAGGGAUAUUGUGAAAGAAUUGAAGCAGGAUAUGGAAAUUGGUGAUUCAUCGAAGGAAAAGGAGGCUCAUGUGAAGAAUGUGAGAGCAAUGUUGUUGGAUUUUCUGAAGAAAUCAACAAAGUAUAAUCCUGAAACGGUUCUUGGGGACUUCCCAUACCAAGAUCUCUUCGAGGAGCGUGCAAUAAUUCUGGGAAAGCUGGAGAAGCAUGAAAAAGUUCUUGCAAUUUACAUUCAAAUUCUCGGCGAUGUUGAUAAGGCUAUCAAAUAUUGUGACGAAGUCUAUGCAAGCAAGGAUUCCCGGAGAGAUGAGAUUUUUGUAUUACUCAUCAAAACGCUUUUGACGCCUCCAACCUCACCUCCCUACAGUGGUGUUCCUCUCCAUCCAAAAUGUCUAACACCUGAUAUUGAGACGGUUUUGGAGAUCCUCGAAAGGGAUGCCAAAAAAGUACAACCUCUUGCUGUACUUCAGAUCCUUCCUGACAAUAUAUCCCUUCUUCGUCUUCGUACGUUCUUGGAAACUGCGUUGCAACACCAAUUGGAGCAGAAGAGAAAGACUCAAGUUUUAUGUGGACUUCUUCAUGCUGAACACCUACAAAUCCAUGAAGAUCGCAUCCAAAAUGAAUCCAAUACAGUUGUCAUCUCCGAAUACAGCGUUUGUCCAAGUUGCAAGAAGAAAUUCGGCAAUCAAAGUGCAUUUAUUCGUUACCCAAAUGGAGAUAUUGUUCAUUAUUCGUGUCAACAAAAAUAAACAUCAAGCAUCUAAAACUCCAAAACUAAAGGUAAUACAAUUUUACAUUAUUUCAUAAAAUAAAAAAAAAACUAUUUCGGCAUCCUAAUAAAAUAUCGUUAUCUUUCUUUUAAAA
Messenger RNA from Lutzomyia longipalpis, 2934 nucleotides. RefSeq names its product vam6/Vps39-like protein (gene Vps39). Gene Ontology annotation, biological process: endosomal vesicle fusion; autophagy; vesicle-mediated transport. The transcript has 5 exons. NCBI's taxonomy places the organism in Eukaryota, Metazoa, Arthropoda, Insecta, Diptera, Psychodidae. Bases 126 to 2819 code for a protein of 897 amino acids. The record is from RefSeq and is a predicted model, not a curated record. Gene Ontology annotation, cellular component: membrane; cytoplasm.